CCCUGGGGGGCCGGUGGGGCUGCACCCCCAGGGCCUUGGGGGGAAAAUGGGGGGUAUGGCAAUGGCCUGAGGUUCAAUGGUGUCUGGAGGGACCCCAGUGCCCACCAGGCCUGGGGGUGCGGGACGGGGCUGAAGGUCCGUCCAUUCACAGGGACCUGACUGAGAACCCCCUGACGUCCCUCCCCAACGGCUCCUUCCUGGGCUUCACCCACCUGCAGCUCCUCGCGGUGCCGCCGGCGCUGGAGUGUCCGGGCGGGAGUGACGCCUGGCAGGAUGUGACAGUGGACGGGAGCAUCCGGCGAUGCCGGGGCCAGAAAAACCCCUGCAACGGCUCCGCGGAGCUCGCCUGGCCGUGUCCCGAAAACUCCGCCUGUGCCCCCGAUGGCCCCGGCCUCGUCCAGUGCCUCUGUGACAGCCCCUUCCACAGCUACAAGUGCCUGCGCGAGGGCACGUUCCCGGGGCUGCUCUUCGGUGGGAUCCUGGGCACUGCCACCGUAUCCCUGUCCCUGCUGCUGUGGGGCACCCAGCGGAGGAAGGCCAAGACCCCCUGAGUGGGGCAGGGGGGCUGCGGAUGGGCAGGGGAACCCCUGGCCUGGGGGUCUCUGUGCCCAGGCCCGGCUGUCCCUUUUGUGGCUGCCAGGGAUCAAUAAAGCCACAGGUUUUCACCAUG
This is a messenger RNA of Neopelma chrysocephalum (saffron-crested tyrant-manakin), 670 nucleotides long. It is a transcript of the gene ATRAID, whose product is annotated as all-trans retinoic acid induced differentiation factor. The annotation marks the transcript as partial. Lineage: Eukaryota; Metazoa; Chordata; Aves; Passeriformes; Pipridae. Gene Ontology annotation, cellular component: intracellular membrane-bounded organelle. The record is from RefSeq and is a predicted model, not a curated record. The transcript is spliced from 4 exons. Gene Ontology annotation, biological process: positive regulation of osteoblast differentiation.